CUGUUUAUGAACCAACAGCAGUAAAACUUUAACUCCCCACCAUGUUUCACUGAUGUACUUAAGAACUGAAGAUGAGACCAGUUAAAGGAGACACAGCAGCUUUUACCAGGCUAAAUAAAAAAACACAGACAAGCAAAAUAAACAUUUCUUAACUAAAAACAACUUACACUAUGAAAUAUAUGCAUGUGCAUGUUUAGCAUCAGGUCCAUUGAUCCAGAUCUCCUGAUGUCAGAGUAAUAGAUGCAUCUGUUUGCUGUGAUCACAGAGAACCUUUCAGUUCAGAUCAGGUCGACUCUCUGGUGACUGUGACAGUGAGGUUACUGGCACUCAGAAAAACAGAGCAGCUGUUGAAAAAGCAUUACACUGAACAUAAACUAUGUACACACCCAGUGUGCUGUCUUCACCCUGGAGCUUUUAGACCUGGAGGAUUAGAGGCCUGAGUGAAGGCAACUCCUGAGGGCCAGAGGUGAUGAUGGGAUGAUGCUCCAGCUGCAGCUACUUCUCUUGCUGUCAUGAUAACAUAAUCACAGAUUUACACUGGACAAAAAUAUAAAUGCAACACUGUUGUUUUUGCUCCCAUUUUUCAUAAGUUAAAUAGACUUUUUCUGUACCCACAAAAGACUUAUUUCUCUCAAACUUUGUUCACAAACUUAUUUAAAUCCAUGUUAGUGAGCACUCCUCCCUUGCUAAGAUAAUCCAUCUACCUGACAGGUGUGGCAUAUCAAGAUGCUGAUUAAACAGCAUGAUUAUUCUGUUUCAUAUUUUUUAUUGAUGUGUAUACAAAAAUAACAAAGGCACUUACAUAUAUCUGGGCACAUUGGUGUCAGCAUUAGACGUGUUUGUAUACACCAUUAGAUUUAAGUUUACACAUUUUCAAGAACAAAUAACAGUUACAAUAUAUAUAUAUAUAUAUAUAGAACCAAAUAGACAAUACAGUGAAAAGGGUAUUUAGACAUAGUCUAUAUAAUUAAACUGUUAAACUGGUCACAUAAACACAAGAAUAAAUAAAAAUAAAUAAACAACAGUAAUGGAAGAGAAGAAGAAAGGAGAAAAAAAAGGGGGGGGUUACAUUGUUGCAAAGGAAUCCAUAAACGGUUGCCAAUUAUUGUGGAAUUUGUUCAAGUUUCCCCUUCUUGAAUACCUAAUUUUCUCUACUUUUAAAAAGGACAUAACCUCCUUAAUCCACUGAGUGUUGGAAGGAGCUGUUGUGGAUUUCCAGUUAAGAAGGAGGUGGCGUUUAGCAAUCACAGAUGUAAAAGCUAUUACUCCCAAUUCUUUAGCAGAGUAUUGUGUAUAUUCUUUCAGAAGACCAUAAAUGCAAAUAUUUGGUGAAGUGUCAAUAGUUCUUGAGAAAACCUUAGACAUGGUGCUGGAGUACAUUUGCCAAAUCCGAUUUAGCUAAGACCGCAAAUAGAUAACCCCAUUCAACUCGAUCGAAUGCCUUUUCGGUGUCAAUCAAUAUCACUACUUCAGGUGUAACUGUUGUUUCUUUUGAGUAGAUUACAUUUAACAAAGUUCGAACAUUAUAAUGGAGCUGACGCCCCUUUAUAAAGCCAGUCUGUUCCUUGGAAAUGAUUGUUGGAAGGACCUUAUCAAGUCAGCGAGCCAAGGCCUUCACCAGAAUCUCUGUACCUGCGUUCAUUAAAGAGAUUGGCCUAUAGGAGAUACAGAGAUCCGGAUCUUUGUCCCUCUUUAAGAGAACACUAAUAGAGGCUUGUCUCAAUGUAGGAGGGAGAAAACCAAGAGACAGAGAUUCAACAUAAACAGAAUGCAGUAAUGGAAUAAGUUUGGCCUGAAAAGCUUUAAAAAAUUGACAGAUGGGGUGGCUGCAAGCUGUUGGUCCACUGAUUCUAAAUCAGAGGAUAGCUUUUGAAUAGUUGACAUCCUUAAUUUUGUUAUGUGUGCAGAGUAUGAAAUUAUCUGACCCUGCAGAUAUGCUUUUAAGGACUCCCGCAAUAGCGCCUUAGAGAUAGGUUCCGAAUCAGAGUGGUUAAGAGCAUUUGUAAUAAAUUUAUGAAGAUAAAAGUGACAUAUUGAAUCACAAAUGGGUGGGAUAGCAAGGUCCGGGGGAAAUCUGAACAUCUAUGGACACAGGCCAAUGAUCUGAGACCAUAAUUGGAUGAUUCAAGACAUUUGUCACUUUUGGCAUAAGUUUAGCAUCUACAAAGAAAUAAUCUAUACGAGAGAAGGUCCGGUGCACAUGCGAGUAAAAGUAUUUCCUACCGCUCGGAUUACGAAAUCUCCAGGGGUCAACAUAGCCAUUAUUGGACAUGAAAUUGCAAAUGGCCUUAGCCAUUAAUGAUUAGGUUGAACCGGGUUUAGAGCGGUCUAAUUGAGGAUCAAUAGCACAGUUCAUGUCUCCUCCCAAAAUCAAAAAACAUUCACUCAGAGAUGGUAGAUUUUCAAACAACUUGUUCAUAAAACUAGGAUUAUCGCAAUUUGGUGCAUAUACAUCAACUAAUAGGAUAGGCACUCGAAAUAGAGUACCUGAGACAACCAGAUAUCUGCCGUCUUUGUCAGAUAUGGUAUUAGUUAGAGUAAAUGGGACAGAUUUACCGAUCAAAAUGGCAACCCCCCUGGCCUUUGAGUUGAAGCUAAAAUGGAAUACCUCAGCAACCCAGGGACAUUUCAGUCUAACUUGAUCUUUGUUCCUCAUGUGGGUUUCCUGCAAAAAAACAAUGUCAGGCUUCAAAUGUUUUAAAUGAGAAAACACUCUACACCGCUUAACAGCACCUCCUAACCCCUUAAUAUUCCAACUGAUAAAUCUUACAUUUGGGCUUGUAACAUUAAUAAUGUAAUAAUUAAUAAUGGUAAAAAUGUGUGGAAAGGCAGGGCUGAAUUAUCAGACAACACAAAGCUCAGAACCAUCAAAGAAACUUGUGCAGCAUGUUGACUGCCUGUCAUAACAGCGGGAGUCAUGGUGCCAUCUAUAUCAAAAAAUGAUCCAAGCAUAUCUUAAAAUAAUGAUAUAAUAUGCAGAACUAUUUGCAGACAGUGCUGUUAAAAGUCAUUUCAGCACCACUGCUUUAAAGAGUAACAUAGAUGCAGUGGCACCCACACUUAAACCCGUGUUUCAAUAACUUUGCAGUAACAAACCCAGGUCUACAUGAGAGUUUUAACGAAAGCUACGGCUUCACCAGGUGAUGUAAAUUCCCUUGUGACAUCCCCUCUAGUGAUCCAGAGGCGCGCUGGAUGUAGCGGCCCAAAUCAUAUGCCCGGGACGUCCCUGAGCUGGCGUCUGAUAUCAUUGAAAGCUGCGUUGUCCGUGCAGUGAGAUCCGGGAAGAUAAAGAUCAUUAAAUUAUUCACCUGGAUUCGCUGUUGGGCUCUGGCACGUCGCAGGAUAUCAACACAGUCUGCAUAGUAAUGUAAACGUGCUAUUAUGGGACACAGACGUUCGCCGGGUCCUGGCCUAGGCUGCAGGGAUCGAUGCGCAUGGUCCACAACUGGCUCUUUUCCUAAGCCGAGAGCGUCUUUAAGCAGGGUGGAAACUGUGGUCGCAUGGAUCGUGCCCAUGAUGAGUAACGAGUUGGGCCAAAAGUUUGUCCACUUUGCUUUUGAGUGAAACCACAUUGUCAGUGUAUGUUGACAGUGAGCCCUCCAUGUCAUUCACAGUCACCUUCAGUACAUCCACCUUCGACCUGAUAGCCGCUAUAUUAGCAUUUAGCUCCGUAUUCACGCUUUGCAGCUCGGACUUUAUCUGGGUCAGAUUGUUUGUCAUUGCCGUCUCUAAUUCAGUCUUCAAAACGCCUACCAACGAGCCUCUGAAGAGUAGAUCAAAUCCACCUGAGUGUCACCUGAACACAUGCUUCAGUGGAAGGGUACAACUCAAGGAAAUCUGACCUUUUGUACAAAGGAGUUAAGUUGGUCACUGCCACAAAUAAGCUUAAAUUUGAUUGCUGACCUAGAAAUAGUGCUGAACUUAAAUAUUUAUUCUUCAACGUCUUGUGUUUUCUGUUUUCUGAAUCCUCAAACUUACUGAUCAUUUCCAGGUUUCUUGAUGGUAUCUGACAUAUUAAUUUUUAUUGCAAAAAUUCAACAAAUUACAACCUGAACAGUUACAACCAUUGUCAAAGCUUUUUUUUUUUUUUUUUUUUUUUUUCCACAAUUUUCCAAGCACCAAUGCUAAACUCAUUUACAGUUCCCACCAGGAAUUAUAAUACUAGUAACCAAAUUGCUUACCAAAUUUAAACAAAGGCAAUGUCCCCAGGAGACAAGAGAUCAAUCAUCCAUGCAUUGUUAAUUCUCACCCAAUGCCACCUCCCCGUGCUUUUCCUUAGACAGUAUAAAUAUUUGACCUUUGGGACCUGUUUCCAGAUCACUUGCACCACUUACAACAAAGCCCUUUCUGCAGGAUUUAUUAUCUAUGAAGAGUGCCUGUUACUUCAUCAUAUUUACAACCCACUGUUGGCCAAUCCGCCUCCUACACUUCAAAGUAGGAGGUUAAAUAUAAGUAGUAGUAGCGUUUGCUGCUUCUAUGAGACACUUUUCUUUCAUUGCUGAGGCAGGAGAACUGGACAGAUCAACCUAGUUUCUGCUUGAAACAGGACAACACUUACAGCCAUGAGGCUUCUCUGUCUGCUGCAGCUGGUCUGCUUAGCUGGUUGUGGUGCUUCCCAAGCAAGAAACUGGGCUCAUCAUGGUGCCCCCAUGUUUGCCGACCUCACAGUUCGAGAGAUGAAGGCUGUCCGUGACUACCUGCACGGUAUUCCAGAGAUGGGGCUCACUGAUGCUCACAGUAAGACUCUGAAGAAGAACAGCAUCUUACUGAUGGAACUCCAUCUGCCAAGGAAACAUGAAGCCCUGAGAGCUCUGGACCGUGGACAAGCCAAACCCCCACGUCAAGCCCGUGUGGUAAUCCAGUUUGGGAGCCAGACCAAGCCCAACAUCACUGAGUACAUUGUCAGUCCUCUGCCAUCCCCAGAUACCCAUGAAGUCAAGACAUUCAAGGGGGAUAGGCCUGUCCGGUUUGAAUCGAGACCUAUUAGUGCUGUAGAGUAUAAAUUUAUUAUUGACAUCCUUGAUAAGAUCACAACUAAAGUUCACAAGCUUCUCUUCGAGACCACAGGAGGGUUUUCCUUCACUAACUGCUCUGACCGCUGCCUGACGUUCUCAGACAUAGCCCCCCGAGGGCUGGGUCCAGGUGAAAGGAGAACCUGGAUCAUGUUGCAGAAGAUGGUGGAAGGUUAUUUCAUCCACCCAGUUGGGUUUGAGGUACUGAUUAACCAUCAGGAUCUGGACCCAGAGAAGUGGACUGUUGAGAAGGUCUGGUACAACAGUAUGUACUUUGAUAGUUUGGAAGAGCUGUUAGAAAAAUAUGAAUCAGGAGCUGUAGAGAAGGUCAAACUACCCGACCAUGAUGACAGUGACCUCUACUCUACCUUCAUCCCACGGGGUCACAGCAACACUCGCACUAAUAUCCAUGGUCCGAAGCUCGUGGAGCCUCAGGGAUCUCGCUAUCAAGUUGACGGCAACUUUGUAGAGUAUGCCGGAUGGUCUUUCGCCUAUCGAGUCCGCUCAUCAGCUGGGCUUCAAGUCUUUGAUCUCCGUUUUAAUGGAGAAAGGAUCGCCUAUGAAAUCAGCCUCCAAGAAGCUAUUGCCUUCUAUGCUGGUGACACUCCUGCUGCCAUGCAAACAAAGUACAUAGAUGCUGGCUGGGCAAUGGGAAGCUCAUCCUUUGAACUAGCACCCGGAAUUGACUGUCCAGAAAUUGCCACCUUUGUCGACCUUCACCACUACUUUGACACAGACAAACCUGUGCGCCACAAAAAUGCACUCUGUAUUUUUGAGAUGACCACUGCUACGCCUCUGAGAAGGCAUUUCAACUCAAACUUCAAGGGGGGAUACAACUUCUACGGAGGACUGGAGAAUACAGUGCUGGUGUUGCGGACAACUUCGACAGUUUACAACUAUGAUUACAUCUGGGACUUCCACUUCUACCAGAAUGGUGUGGUGGAGGUGAAGGUCAGCGCCACCGGAUACAUCCAUGCCACUUUCUUUACACCUAAUGGACUUCACUAUGGCUCCAAGGUGUACAACUAUGUGCUGGGGAACCUGCACACACACCUCAUCCACUAUAAAGUUGACCUGGAUAUUGCCGGUCGAGAGAACAGCUUUGAGACCAUGGAUCUGAAAUUUGUCAACUUCACAAAUCCCUGGAGCCCCAGUAAUUUCAUUGUCCAGUCUCAACUCCACAGGACAGAACACAAGACGGAACGAACUGCUGCUUUCCGCUUUGGCAAAAAGUUUCCCCGCUAUGUGCACUUUUUCAACCCCAAUGAGAAAAAUAAGUGGGGACAUCAAAAGGGUUACCGUAUUCAGUUUAACUCACAUGCCCAUAGUGUGCUUCCAAGAGGCUGGAGGGAGGAAAAUGGCAUCAGUUGGUCAAGGUAUCCUCUGGCUGUGACUCGUCAUAAAGAUAGUGAGGCCAGCAGCAGCAGCAUUUACACCCAGAAUGACCCCUGGGAACCUGCUGUGUCCUUUGAGAACUACAUCCGCAACAAUGAAGACAUAGUCAACCAGGACCUGGUAGCCUGGGUGACAGUGGGCUUCCUGCAUGUGCCUCACUCUGAGGACAUCCCCAACACAGCAACACCUGGCAACGCAGUGGGCUUCUUCCUCCGACCCUUCAACUUCUUCGAUGAAGACCCUUCAGUGGCAUCCAGAAGCACUGUCAUUGUCCGACCAGGCCAGGACGGCAAGCCCAAGGUCCAGAGAUGGACACCUGAGGUCGUAGGUCACUGUGUGACAGACAAGCCAUUCUUUUACAAUGGCUCUUACCUGGGAGUCUAAGAGUGUUGUUGGGGUUUCCCAAAAAAUAUUUCAGCACAAAUAUCAUAUUUGUUUAAUUUAAGUAAGUUUGUAAAAUGAGCAUCUCAUAUAAAUAGCAAUCACUUCCAGUAAAUAUGAUAAGAUUUAUGUAAUAUCCAACCUUUUCCUUUGUUGUAAUAUUUAAAUUUUGAAAAAAAAAAAAAAAAAAAAGAUUGAAAUGAAGAACAUUUAAAAAGGGAAAUGUUGAUAUUGUGUGCACAUUGUUUUAAUAAAUGAUGCCUGAAAUUUUGCCAGCUGGUCAUACAGUAUAUAACUUAAAAUCCUACAUAUUUUUAAACAAAAAUUCUUAAGCUGCACAACUAAGCACCUCUCACCACCUCUCUCUAUUACUGGUCUCACUUUUCUAUCCUACUGCCUUAAAUGAAAAAAGAAAGAAAAACAUGAAUUUCAGACUGAAAUCAUACACAUGCAAACUUAAUCUUAAAGUCAAAGUUUAUGCAUCAAACCCUUGUCUGUAUCACACCACCUCAAGCCACACAUGUAACCUUGCAUGGGGGGGGGGGGGGGGAAUAGGGUGCCAUGAGAGCUCCCCUAAUCCCAUGUUGGGUCUCCAUGGCCGAGGUUUAGCAGCAGCGAGCAUGCAGGAUGCAGGAUGCUCUGUAUCCGCCCUGCUCGUGGUAAACUGCUGGGCCUCAGCAUGCUCUGCUUGCCCCUGGGGUGGGAAUGUUUUUGCUAGGAAGACAACAGGCCUUACAGAGCAAACAGUCUGAUUCCGGAUGCUUCCCCGCAAACAGUCCAGGAUACCACCUGGCUACACCGUUGCCCCUGGUAACCUAACUAUACAUACAGUAACAAUGUGACAGAAUGUACAGAAUAUCAACAGCGCAUGUACCAGCUUUGUCCUUUAUGUACACAUUCCUAACAUAGCAAUGUCACUUCAACCAAAAAGAGCUUAUAGAGUGCCAAAAAGUAUUUUGGUCAUAUGUUUUUGAUUUGAUUUUGAUUGAAACUUUUCUGUAUUAAGCAAUGAUUAAUAAACACAAAUCUAUGUGAGCCAGACUUUGCAAACUGAACAGUGGCAAAGUCGGUUUGUGUGAAUUGUAAAUAAGUGUUUUUUGAUUGGGUAAAAGGAAUCUGGCCAACAACUGUCAUCAGUAUUUUCACAGUCUGAAACCCUUUUUAAAAGUGUGUGCUGAUGUUUUACAGUGUGCAUGGUAAAAGAGGGAUAGUAUGAGAGCUAUGCACGCAUGAGAGAAUGGACGCCGUUAGAGGAGGGGACAAAAAACAAUGAGAAUUCACUCCACUUGGGUAACAAGCAUUCCUAUAGCUAUUCCCAUGGCAGUGGUGUCCUUGACAUCACAACAGACAAACUUAUAGGAACACAACACAGUUAAUUCAUUUCAAAAUAGCAUACAAUAGUUUUACAAGUAAGAAAACAUCAAAAAAUGGUGAAAUUUUAUCUCACUAUAAUGCAGCGAUUACAUAAAAUCAUUUACCUUCUCUCUCGCUUCUCUUUAAAUCUUUUUGAAACUUUCUGGGGAGUCUGGAAUUAGUGAAAAAAUGCUGUACUCUUAUAGCAGCUAAGACUGAAUAUUGACAAAAACAUAAAGAUCUACAUUCAUUUAUGUACAGUUGUAUUAAACAUUAAACAUUGUUUUACAAGGCAGCACUAUAUACCUCACAUCAGCCACACACUGCUGUAGAUCAU
Thunnus maccoyii (southern bluefin tuna) is the source of this 8478-nucleotide messenger RNA. RefSeq names its product amine oxidase copper containing 1 (gene aoc1). Gene Ontology annotation, molecular function: primary methylamine oxidase activity; copper ion binding; quinone binding. Bases 4563 to 6791 code for a protein of 742 amino acids. The record is from RefSeq and is a predicted model, not a curated record. Lineage: Eukaryota; Metazoa; Chordata; Actinopteri; Scombriformes; Scombridae. Gene Ontology annotation, cellular component: plasma membrane. Gene Ontology annotation, biological process: amine metabolic process; response to antibiotic. The transcript has 5 exons.